AUGUCGUACCAGGCUACGACAACAGAUAACACUGUUGUUGAACCAGAAGAACACAAUAUUCCAACAAAACAACUGAGAACUAGUGUUGCAAAAGAUACCUUAAAUCCUGAGUGGAAUGAAGAACUGACCCUUUAUGUAAAAGAUGUUAACAUUCCAAUACUUGUGACAGUUACAGACAAAGACACUUUCACACCAGAUGACAACAUGGGUGAUGCAGAAAUAGAUUUAAAGCCAUAUCUUCAGUGUGUGAAGCUGGAGUUAAGAGAUCUGGCAGAGGGUCACAUAGUGAAGCAGAUUCAACCAGAUAGGACUAACUGCCUUGCUGAAGAAAGCAACUGCAUAUGGAAAAAUGAUAAACUCAUCCAAGAGAUGACUUUAAGAUUGAGAAAUGUCAAGCAUGGGGAAAUAACUGUAGAAAUUGGGUGGGUUACUCUUCCAGAUUCAAAAGGCUUAUCACAAGUUCAGUUUUAG
Molecule: messenger RNA, 471 nt
Organism: Vigna umbellata (rice bean)
Lineage: Eukaryota; Viridiplantae; Streptophyta; Magnoliopsida; Fabales; Fabaceae
Source: RefSeq, a predicted model, not a curated record